This is a messenger RNA of Brienomyrus brachyistius, 1939 nucleotides long. RefSeq names its product tubulin tyrosine ligase-like family, member 2 (gene ttll2). Gene Ontology annotation, cellular component: cilium. Gene Ontology annotation, biological process: protein polyglutamylation; microtubule cytoskeleton organization. Lineage: Eukaryota; Metazoa; Chordata; Actinopteri; Osteoglossiformes; Mormyridae. The record is from RefSeq and is a predicted model, not a curated record. Bases 131 to 1939 code for a protein of 602 amino acids. The transcript has 2 exons. Gene Ontology annotation, molecular function: tubulin binding; tubulin-glutamic acid ligase activity.
AACCUGACGGGCGCGCGGUGAAUAAAGCAUGUCUUAAUUUUCACUUCUGAAAUUGCUACGAAGAGAAAACACCAUUGCAGCGAUUAACAAUCAAGUAGCCCGGACUUCCCAAGCAGGCGCACCCCGUGGCAUGGCCCUGCGCACAUUUGAUUCGACUGCCCUGGUGUUCAGGUUGCAUGAGAGCGCCCCCCAGCUAGUUCGAGAGGUACUUCUGGAGCGCGGUUGGAUGGAGUAUAAUGGGCAAGAGCAGGAAGAGGGGGACUGGAACCUGUACUGGCGGGCUUCGGCAUUCCACAAUGCAGACUUCACAAAUGUUCUGCCCUGGCAGAGACUUAACCACCAUCCAAAGACACUGGGAAUCACACGCAAAGACCACUUAGCCAGAAAUCUCAAGAGGAUGAGGUGCACAUUUGGCUCUGCACUUUACAAUUUCAGCCCCACUGCCUAUAUCCUUCCAAAUAAUUAUACAACGUUCUUGGCAGAGUACACAAAGAGCCGACUGAGAGAUACUGGAAAAUCUGGAUACUGGAUCUGUAAGCCUGUAGAUCUGUCGAGGGGAAGAGGAAUAUUUAUAUUUGAGGACAUAAAAGACUUAAUGUAUGAUUCUCCAGUCAUCGUGCAAAGGUAUAUUAGCAAUCCACUGCUAAUAUCAGGGUACAAGUUUGACCUUCGGAUAUAUGUCUGCGUGAAAAGCUUUCAUCCUCUAACCAUUUACAUCCAUCAGGAAGGCUUGGUGCGAUUUGCGACGGAGAGGUAUAAUCUCUCCUCUUUGGACAACCCGUUCUCACAUCUGACUAAUACCAGCAUAAACAAAUUGGGCCCUUGCUACAGAACUGCAAAGGAAAGGGUGGGACAGGGGUGUAAGUGGACUAUGAACAAGUUCCGCUGCUUUCUGCACAGCCAGGACAUUGAUGAGCGACUCCUCUGGCAAAGGAUCAACACUAUAGUUACACUCACCUUGCUCACGAUAGCCCCGUCUGUUCCUUUUUCUCCUAACUGUGUUGAGCUUUUUGGAUUUGACAUUCUCAUUGAUGCCAACUUAAAACCUUGGCUUCUAGAAGUCAACUACAGUCCUGCAUUGACCCUGGACUGUGCAGCAGAUGUAACUGUAAAAAAGGAUGUUCUCAAUGACCUCAUUGAUCUGAUGAACUACAAGAAGGUCGAUGUCCUUAGACAAAAAGGUUACCAGCCGACCUACUGUCAGGGACAUGUGUCUCCAUCUUCUACCAUCACACCCGUAUUGUUACGUCCCAAGUCAAAAUCUCUUCCAAGACAGCAGAGCAAUAAUCCAUCCAGUCUACAUUCAAACGUCUCCCUGCCAUUUCUUCAGCAGAAACAAAUCAAUUCACCUGACAGCAGCAGAGGUGAUUCUUCAUGCUCCUCCGUUAAUUUCGUGCUCAUCUCGAAAUCAAAUGCAGUGGCUGCUCUUGGAAGUGAAGGAGGACAUUUCCCUCUCUUAAAAUUACCAGGAUCUGUUACCCAGCCGGACUGUACUGACAUAGAGGUCGUGAUGGAAAACAAAAGAGUAUUACCACCAGAAGCCAAGCAGAACUCAAGGCACUCAUGCCGGUGUCUUUGUAAGCUACCUGCUAUCUAUGUUCAAAAGUACAGGCUUCCCAUCUUCUCCUGGAGGGCAAAAUUUCAAGAAAGCGGUAACCCCCCUUUCCGUGUUGGUGGUUUCAUUCUGACUUUCCCUUUCAAUGAGGUCACUCUAAAGGCUUCCAAGGACAAUCUCAAUGUGAAGAUCGCAGUUCAAGAAGUUCACAAGCUACUAACUUGGUUGGCGUCACCCUGUAGUCACAAAAUGAAGAGACAGGGGGAGGGUGUUCUGGACCGGGGGAGGAAAUCAGACAGCUUCCCAGCACUGUUUUGGGGACCUAAGAACCUGCCUCUCCUCAGUGACCUGCUGCAUCACAAAGUGAUCAAAACACACAAGUAA